UCGAGCAGUGAGGUCCUGCAGUCGCGCGCGGAGACGGAACGAGUAGCGCACACGCCACGCGCUCGCACCGAACGGACAGUGAAUAGUUUAAGAGAAACAUUUUUUAUAAAAUAAUAAUAAGAAGAAUAUUAUAAAUGCGGUGUUAAAAGUAUUAUUGUCGUCUUGCGCUCACUCGGUUUUUGGAUUAUAUUUCCGGGGAGACUGUGGAGCUCGCGGACUGGAGUGAAGUGAACUGCGUUGUCGCUCGCGCGGGUGACGGAUCAGAUCGGAUCGGAUCGCGCGCGCCCGCCCGCCUGCACGGUUGUCCUAUAAAGAUUUUCCGGUGUGGACUAUGUUUAAAGCUCUGAUACAACCCUAAUCAGAUUAUGAAGAUUUCCCACUCCUGUGUCAAUGACAGGUAAGAUGGAAACACCGUUCUACCACGAUGAUACGCCGAGCGUUCCAAACUUUGGCCAACUUUCUGACUACGAUCGCUAUCCGAGCCACAAGAUGAUGAGUAAGAAGAACAUGGUGCACGGUUUCGCCGGAGCAGUGGGAGGCAUGCCAGGCCUGAAGCUGUUACAGAGCCAGGCGGGAAGCAGCAUCAACCCGAGCCUGGGCAUGAACGCCAACCAGAACGGCUCUCUGAUGUCGUCGUCCGACAUGAACCUUUUAAAAUUGUCCAAUCCCGAGCUGGAGCACUUGAUCAUCCAGUCUAACCAGGGGCUGGUCACAACAAGCCCGGCGCCUAACUCUUCCACUAACGCUUUUUACAGGCACCAGGCCACGAACGAGCAGGAAGGCUUCGCAGACGGCUUCGUCAAAGCUUUGGCGGAUCUGCACAAACAGAACCAGUUGGUCGGGGCUCCCAUUUCUCCGUCAUCUUCCAUUCAGGGGCCAUAUCAAAGGAACCUCAUGUCCAGCGCAGAGAUGCCGAUCUACACCAACCUGGGCAGUUAUAACCCCAACCAGCUUUCUGUGUCAUACUCAGGAGGUCAGAUCCCCUACACCUCGGCUCACGCUGCAGCCCACUCCAGCCAGGGUCAGGGUCAUCACCCUCAUCCUCGAGGUCUGGAUGCUCCUCAGACCGUUCCAGAGGUUCCUCAUCCCCCUGGAGGAGAUCCAAACGGUUCUCCGCCUUCCCUCUCACCGAUUGACCUCGAGACACAGGAGAGAAUCAAGGCAGAGAGGAAGAAGCUUCGAAAUCGCAUCGCGGCCUCCAAGUGCCGCAAGAGGAAACUGGAGCGCAUCUCUCGUCUGGAGGAGAAGGUGAAGGUGUUGAAGACGCAGAACUCUGACCUGGCGUCCACCGCCAGCAUGUUGCGCGAGCAGGUCGCGCAGCUCAAACAGAAAGUCAUGAACCACGUGACCAACGGCUGUCAGAUCGCGGUCGGAUCGGCCGGCAUGGCAAAGAGCGGCGAGAGCGCCAGCUGCUGAAGGUGUUUUCUAUUUCCUCCACUUUGAACCCUCGAUUUCCCUUCUGCUACUUCAUGUCGCUGUAACAGCGAACACCAGAUGAGGGCAUAAAGAGAACGGAAACCUCGUCCCAACCCGCCAGAGAGGGCGAGGGGGAAAAAAAAAACUCAUCAGAGUGAGUCAGAUCUCUCAGAUGCGAUCUCUGGCCACGAGGACACAUUCUCUCCUCGUAUACAGACUGCGAUUUAAAAAAAAAAGGGAAGGGAAGAUGCCUCGUCGAUUCCACUUACAAGCCGUUUCUCGUUUGACUGCACUUCGGACUCUGACUCAAUCGGGUUAGUAAGGACAGAGAGACCGGCUCACAGCAAUACUAAUCGAACCCGACGUCUGGGAAGAAGGAAGCAGAUGCAAACACAGACUCGCAGCUGGGAUUCCUUUGACUCAAAAAAAAAAAAAAAAAAAAAGUAAUCCUGAUCUGCUGAGGAUGAGCAGCUUGUGAUAAAGUGAUUUUACACUUCACUAGGAUGGGAGUAUGUCUUUUUCACAGUCGCAGGGUAACUUUUUUUUUUUGCCGUUUUUAAUUCAACAACAUGCACUAUUCUGCAAAUCGGACUUUUUCUUCUGUAUAAACAAGUGGCCCAACUGCGUGAGAGAAAAUUUUCUGUUGUGCCGUUCCUCCGUUCAUGAUCGAAGGUGUCUACACAUGUAUUUACAAGUACCCCAUUCAUAUUAAUAUUUUUUUUUAAAAAGUGUCAAAAAAAGUCCAAAGUGUUGUAGUUAAGUGGAGACCUCUUUGUUGCAGUCCAGUCUGAGUGAUAGACACUGAUGCCUUUUUGUACAAUCGUCAAUCGGUUUGUUUGAUAUCGUGCAAUUUGUGAACAAAGGAUACAGGAAAAGUUAUCGCUCUCUCUCUCUCUCUCUUUUUUUUUUUUUUUUAAAGCAAUUUUUUUUAAAUGAGUAUUAAUUCAUUGACUGUUUUGUUUUCAUGUGACGAACAACAACAAGUUUCGGCUCCCGUGAGGCACUUUUAACGGAAUCCGAUAAAAAAGAUUUAAAAAAAUUCCUGAACAUUCCGAGACCUUUUGCACUGUAUACAGUCGGUCGUGUUUUAACGCCUCGUGGCUGCUCCUUUUCAUUUAAACCGCUGAGGCUUUGAGAAGAAAAAGGUGACGUGUUUCCAUAUGAGGGCUUCGAGACAGAAAAGGGCUUUCGAUCAAUAGUAUUUUGCAGUUGUUGUUUUUUUAUGUGUGUGUGUGUGUGUGUGUGUGUGUGAAAAAAAUUCUAAAACGAUUUAUUUAUGCAAAAAACUUUAUCUAUGAUAUUUAUGUUGUUCGUGAAUGAGGAUUGUACAGGUUAGAACACAAAGUCUCAUUUUGACACUUUUGGUUUCGUUUGUUUUGUUUGUUUUUUUUUUUUUUUUUUUUUUUUUUCUGUUUUUUUUUCGGGAACUACAUAGUUGCACAUUAAAUCGAAACAGUAAACAAUGUCUAAUAUUUAUCCUUUGUGUACAGCGUAAUAUUUUGCUUUUUUUGUUUUUGUGGGAAAAAAAUGUUCAGAGUGUUGGUACGAUGUCAAAGAAUCCAGAACUAGUUUACUUUAUAUUAACUUUAAAAAGGAUAUUGUUUAUAGAUUAAUGAUCAAUCAUAACGCAAGUGGGAAAGGAUGUUUAAAAAUUGUAUUAUUGUUUUUUAAGGUUUUUUUUAAUUGCAAUUCGUCAAUCGUUACAACCAGGCAUGUACCGAUAACUUAUUGUAAUAGUGUAAAAAACAAAAAAUAAAUUAAAAAAACUUUAAAAGACAGCUUUUGUCAUACUAGCUCCACUAUUAAAUUUUUAAAGAUGAUUCGAAGCAUUUAUGAUAUUGUUGUGCGUAAGUAUUGGCACCACCUGAAAUUUGUGACGUUUAAUAAAUAAAUAAAUAUUGUAAAUUCCAGCCCCUGGGAUGCCGUCUAGAACUGAACAUUUCAAAGUGUCAUACCUGAUAAUAUUGUGUACAUCUCAUAAGUAUGCCUACUCCCCAUAAUUUUUGGGGUUUUUUUUGGCCAGGUUUGAUUGAUGCUCAUCACAUUGCUGGUGCACUGAAUGUCUGUCCGAAUGCCUUUCCUACUAAAAACAUUUUUCUUUUUUUAUUUAUAUAAACAGCUCUAUAAAAACAUACAUGUCUAUAUUCUUAUCGUUCUGAAUAAGGGUGUUUGAUUGAACAUUACCACAGCAUCAAAAGGGAAAUAUUUAUUUUUUGAAACUUGAAAACUUUUUUGUUUGUUAAUUUUUUUGUUGUUGUUUUUUUUGGAUGUCACAAACUUCUAUUUUUGUACAAAGCGAAAACGAUUAAUGUUUAAAUGAAGCGUGAGAACAGUAAUCGUGCAUACUGUACUUUGGUUCGUAGAACUUUCCUCAUUCCUGAAAUACUUUAUUUAUUGAGCUGGUAUUAAAUGUUUUUUUUUUUGACGCUUUGAGCAUUUCUGCCUCUUGUGAAGUGAGAUUUCAUGGAAAAACGUUUACGAGAACAAAAUCCUGAAGGUUUACGCUAACGAAGGACUUAAUUAUGAAUAGUUUUUUUUGGGCCGAGGAGGAAGAGGAGGCAACUUUACAAUCCGUGAUGUGCACUUCAGGACUUUACAGCUGUGUCGACUGUUGGUUUGAAACGUCUCAUGUGGCAUUUUCUUGCAUCAGAUCUGAUAUUUAUGGCUGUGUUUCCACUGGCCGGGAUGAAAUCGCAUAAAUAUGAGAAUCCCUUCGUUUUAUUUUCACACUAAACCUGUUAGCUUAAAAAGCUGUGAGAUCAUUCGAGAGGUCUUUGAGAUAAAUGUCCUGACGUCAGGGUGUGUCGGUAAUCAUGACGUUCAAUAUUAGUUCACGCACAAAACGAGCUCUCUCUGUCCGUCCCCCCUUCUAACCAAAGAUAUCAACCCUUUUGUAAGACAAUAUUAGCUUACUCUAAUGAAAAAAAACAAUUAUUUAAAAAUUUUAACUAUUAAAAAAAUAAUAAUCAAAUUUUUUUAUGUCCCCGCCCCCCAAAUCAACUCCUACUCUUUCCUUCUAUUUCUUUUCAGCCUCAUGGCCUGAUGGGAAAUGCAGUCUCGGUGCACUUAUAAGAGAUGACAUGACUAAGGGGCAACUUGCCUUGCUUUUGAUUCAUGGUUGUUGUUGUUGUUGUUUUUGUUUUGUUUUUUAUAUCAGUUCUGAAUAUUGUUCCUUGUUUUCAUGUUUUUUAAUCAAUAAAGAUGUAGGUUUCUGAAAACGCUUUGCUCGUCUCAGGUUUGAUUUCAACUAAAAAGUUGUGCAGCUCGGUGCAAAAGUUUGCCACCUUCAGGAAAAAAUCUAAUUGUGUUUUUUUUUUUUCUUGUUAAACUAUGACAUUUGGUCUGGAAAGAUAAAAAAGAAAAUUAAUUUAUGGAGAAAAAAGGUUUUAUGUACUUCUUUUCUCAAAUCUAAAAUUUGACAAGUUUCCUUUAAUUUUCUUUUGUUUCUGACCCUUUUUGUGUCUCAGAAUUCAUGUUUCUUUCUUGUUCAUUCCAACAACCAGUGCAUAUGUGACAAAUUGCAGUGAAUGUCUCGUUUGUUUCCAAUUCAAAAACAAAUUAAGGUGUGCUAACUUUUGCACCCCACCUGUACACCUGUUGAUGAUAAUGAGUUUCGUUUAUUGUUUUUGAUGUAUGAAAAUUACGGUCAUUACCCCUUUGUAUGAUGAAAAAAAAACACUUCACUGGAAGUUAGAAUUAGUCCUGACAGUGGGUUGGCGAUUAUUAUUUAUGGCUUUGAUCCGAGGAAUUGCUGACGUUGUGCAGUUUCG
Messenger RNA from Clarias gariepinus (North African catfish), 5186 nucleotides. RefSeq names its product JunE proto-oncogene, AP-1 transcription factor subunit (gene june). The record is from RefSeq and is a predicted model, not a curated record. Gene Ontology annotation, cellular component: transcription regulator complex. Bases 391 to 1416 code for a protein of 341 amino acids. The transcript is spliced from 2 exons. Lineage: Eukaryota; Metazoa; Chordata; Actinopteri; Siluriformes; Clariidae. Gene Ontology annotation, molecular function: RNA polymerase II cis-regulatory region sequence-specific DNA binding; transcription factor binding; DNA-binding transcription factor activity, RNA polymerase II-specific. Gene Ontology annotation, biological process: regulation of cell population proliferation; regulation of transcription by RNA polymerase II; regulation of cell cycle.